UACUAGCGGAAGGGGGUUCCAGGUUCAUAAGUCGUAUAUAUGUUUAAUUUACUAGUGAUAACACAAAUCUUGGUUGAACUUUUGCCGCUAAGUUGCAUGUGAUUAUAAUAAUCCUACAUGACCUUUCGUUCUCACCCGAGUUCUUCUGCAGAGUUUUGAUGUCAACGCCGUCUCCCACUGAACAUACUGAACCAGACUCGGAGCAUAGGAAGAGGUCAUGGAACGAUUUUGCAGCAUUCUUGACUCAGAAGCCUAAUAUUUGGCCAGAUGACCCAAGUCAUCCGGCGCAGGUUGCCCUUCGCACAUAUUCUCUCAGCUUAUUUCUAUCCCUUGGUCCCGCACUACUUCCAGCUGCCUUUUCCCUCAUUACGCGCUCGUCCGCUCCGGAAACUCGUUUGGGUUCGUUUAGACGCGUGUUGAGGCGCGAGUUGAGUUUCACAGGAUUUCCGUUCGCCAUCACCGUAGCUGUUGGCGGCGGCGUUGCAUUGAAGCACUUCUGGGAAGCAAUAGGUAUCCGCCAUGCUGAUAACCAAUAUGAUCUAGAGGUUCGACAGCAGUCAGUGGUGACUUCUGCUUUUCAACGACGUGCAACGGUCUUCUCGCUCGCAGCUCAGGCGUGCUCACGCAUGUCCAACUCAACGCCUUUCCAGAAAGCGUUACUGUCAAAUGCUUUAUCCUCGACAAUCGCGCUAUUCUUGCUUCAAAGGAUCGGACCGUUAAAAGCAGGGUCUCGUCGACCGUCCGCAACUUUUGGAUUAACACUCUUAUUCUUCGUUCGUGCAACCGACGCAAUCAUGCAGCAUUUCCUGUGCACGGAAGCAGCUCGGAAAGCUAACCUACAUAUCAUCUCCGCAAAUCGGUGUCGGUCGAAGCCAAAUUCAUUAUUGCCUGCUGACGGCGACCACAAGGCCAAGAAGUGGCACCAAAGUACAGCUGCAUGGAUGGACACCGUUAUAUUUUGGGCUUGCAGUGCCAGAAUCAUGUGGUGUUUCUUCUACCAGCCGCACAGACUUCCCCCUUCCUAUGUGAAAUGGAUAUCUUCCCUAGCCAACCUAGACAAACGGCUACUAGAUGUUUUGCGUGUCAUACGUUCUAAAGAAUGGACCUAUGGGCACAGUUCCACCUGUUCUCACCUCCUGACAUCUUAUGCUAAGGAUCGCGGGUACCCUCCAUCUUGGGGCGACCCGCAGCUCUUGCCUGCAUUUGGCGGUGCAGAUGCAGACGCGACCUGGAAGGCGCUUGGCGUGCCUGGCCGGGGUGGUGUGGGUGGUUUACCCUGUGAGUUUGUGCAUUCCGUGGUUGCAGCACGGUGGGGUCUCGACAACAGCUGCCUCACAAAUGUUGGUGUGAGAUUCUCUCUAGCGUUUGUUGAAGCCAUAGCUCUAUACCUGCCUGUCCAUUUCCUUCCUCUCCUUCUUACUCGCCCUCGCUCCAUACUCCAACGUCACCGCGCCAUUCCCGCGCUCCUAGCCGCAACCCGCAGUGCGACGUUCCUCUCCACUUUUAUAUCGUCGUACUUCUUCGCUGUCUGUCUCACGCGCACCUUGGUGCUCGCGAAACUGUUUCCCUGGAUCGCUCAUGACGUGUGGGAUGGACCAUAUGGCUGUGUGCUCGCGGGAUCACUCACGUGUGGUUGGAGUAUACUGAUCGAGAACGCACGGCGAAGGGGCGAAAUGGCCUUGUAUGUGUUGCCCAGAGCCCUUAAAGCGUCUUUACCGGCCAAGUGGCUUGCAAGUAGUCGCGCCAGUGUGAGACUUGCUGAGCGAAUCGUUUUUGUUCUAUCACUGGCUUCACUGCUUACUUUUGCCACCCAUGAACCAGAAUCCCUGAGGGGUUUGUCGCGAUGGACCCUUGCUUUUGUCACGAAGGGUUCAAAUGCUGAGUUCUGGAAGAAACGCAAAAGAGAGACUGAGACUUCUCCAGAGACAUCUAUUUCUUCAUCCUCCAACUCAACCCCCACGCAAAGCAUCGACCGCUUGUAAGACUUUGGACAAUGCUAGCUAGGGCUGACGUACGUCACGGUCAGUACUGCCAUCUAGAUCACGCUCUUGCUUCUGCGUACUUCACAACCCCGUUCAAAUAUCCCACUGCGCAUACCAUAAAGGAUCCCCUGGCAGAUAUCCUCACACAUCGCCUGUAUUUCGCUUACAUUCCGCUACCUACCCGCUCCAGAGGUGUAAAAUGUGGUCGUAGAAUGAGCAACUCGCGAUCUGCGUCUCCCCAUCUACAUCUGGAGGGGCGAACGACCAGUCCACGCCG
Molecule: messenger RNA, 2259 nt
Organism: Suillus paluster
Lineage: Eukaryota; Fungi; Basidiomycota; Agaricomycetes; Boletales; Suillaceae
Exons: 6
Coding region: 159-1982 (607 amino acids)
Source: RefSeq, a predicted model, not a curated record